This is a messenger RNA of Ilex paraguariensis (yerba mate), 1023 nucleotides long. The record is from the annotation of a GenBank genome assembly. Lineage: Eukaryota; Viridiplantae; Streptophyta; Magnoliopsida; Aquifoliales; Aquifoliaceae.
AUGUUAAAGGUCACAACACCUGUUUCAAGAUCAACUAGUGUUCGAUCUGUUUAUCCUUUAAACAUCCCAGAGUCUGAUGAAACAUCUCAAGAGAGGUGCCAAACAAGAGCUACAGAAGUUGAGCAUAAUUUGGCUUGUGCCCGAUCAGAAUAUGGUGCAAAUCAUACCACUACAAAGUCUCCUACAGGCAGGGUUAACCCAUCUUAUCUUGCCACAUUAAAUUCCAUCCCAGGUAUUUGUGGAGACCAAAAUCUUGACAAUGAUAUCAUUGGAGCUUUAUUUGAUGACAACGAUCGGACCAUGUCUAUUCUUUCUGGCAGUGGGAAGGGGAAAUCCCUUCCUACAGUAGCUAAAGCUCCUUCACAUCUUCGAAAACGGGGUACUUCAAAGGAUUAUUUGAAUCCCCGAGGACAACCAGUUCCAAAGAUGUUAAAGGUCACAACACCUGUUUCAAGAUCAACUAGUGUUCGAUCUGUUUAUCCUUUAAACAUCCCAGAGUCUGAUGAAACAUCUCAAGAGAGGUGCCAAACAAGAGCUACAGAAGUUGAGCAUAAUUUGGCUUGUGCCCGAUCAGAAUAUGGUGCAAAUCAUACCACUACAAAGUCUCCUACAGGCAGGGUUAACCCAUCUUCUUUUCCUCCACUUCCAGAUCUUGCCACAUUAAAUUCCAUCCCAGGUAUUUGUGGAGACCAAAAUCUUGACAAUGAUAUCAUUGGAGCUUUAUUUGAUGACAACGAUCGGACCAUGUCUAUUCUUUCUGGCAGUGGGAAGGGGAAAUCCCUUCCUACAGUAGCUAAAGCUCCUUCACAUCUUCGAAAACGGGGUACUUCAAAGGAUUAUUUGAAUCCCCGAGGACAACCAGUUCCAAAGAUGUUAAAGGUCACAACACCUGUUUCAAGAUCAACUAGUGUUCGAUCUGUUUAUCCUUUAAACAUCCCAGAGUCUGAUGAAGUGAGUUUGUCAAGCGAAUCUGAUCAUGCACUCCUUUCAUCUUGCAUAUCCAAGGGUAUUUUCAAGAAAUAG